CAAAGAUACCCAUCAAAAGUGUAUCAUCUAAACAAGUUGAGAUAUUUUUCACCUCUUUGGUUAUUAAAAAAAAAAAAAGAACACAAUGGUUGAGGCUAUUGUUACCUUUGCCAUUGAAAGAAUUGCUGAUGCCGUUGUUCGUGAAGCAAGCUCACUUUAUGGCGUGCGGCAGGGAGUUGAGCAGUUGCAAACUGAACUGAAGCGGAUUCGGUGCUUCUUGAAAGAUGCAGAUAGCAAGCAAGACCAAGAUGAGCGCGUUCGCAAUUGCAUAGCUGAAAUCAGAGACAUCGCAUACGAGGCAGAGGACAUCAUUGAUACCUUUAUUCUCAAAGCUGAAACAGGAUCUAGAAAAAGAGUUUGGAGACUCAUCAAGAGGGUUACUUCCAUGGUCAUUAAGGUUCCUUAUCUCCAUGAAAUUGGAAACCAGAUCAAAUCUAUCCAAGAUAAGAUUGGAAGUGUCUCUACAAGCAUGCUGACUUAUAACAUCAAACUUGUUGCAGAAGGAGAAGGGUCUAGAUCUACAAGUGAGAUGCAACGGCGAUUGAGAAGAUCAUUUCCGCAUGAUGAGGAAGAUGAAGAUGUUAUCAGAUUGGAGGCAAGCUUAAGGGAUGUUCAAUCUCAAUUGAUGGUGGAGGAAGAGCAACGCCGUGUUGUUUCUAUAGUUGGAAUGGGAGGACUGGGUAAAACCACACUUGCCAAGGCAUUAUACAAUGACAAUCAUGUGAAGCAGCAUUUUGAUUGUCAUUCUUGGUCUUUCAUAUCUCAGCAGUUCUCCGCAAGGGAUGUCUUGGUAGGGAUUCUGACCGAAGUAACAUCUAAGCAGGAUAAAUUUGACUUGGUAAAGAUGGAAGAGGAAAAGCUUCUGUUGAAGAGGAUAGAAGAUGAAGUGGAUAGGAUAGUGGAAGAGCUGUUUUCUAAAUGGACAUUGAAGCAAAUGAAAAUGCUGAAGGAAGAUCAAUUGUUUACAGAAGAGGAAAAGGUACUUCAAUUCAGGUUGGAGAGGGUAGAAAAAGCAGUGGAUAAGAUGGUGGAAGAACAAUUGUCUAAACCGAUGAUGGAACAAAAUGAAAGAACAAAGGAAGAUCAACUGUUCACGGAAGAGGGAAAGCUUCUUCAAUUGAAGUUGGAGAGGGUAGAAAAUGAAGUGGAUAGGAUGGCAGAAGAACAAUUAUCUAAGAUGAUGCUGAAACAAAAUGAAAGAAUGAACGAAGAUCAACUGUCUAAGGAAAAGGAAACACGUCUUCAACCGAGGUUGCAGAGGGUAGAAAAUGAAGAGGAUAGGAUGGUGGAGGAUCAAUCAGCUAAAUUGAUGUCUAAUCAGAAGAAAAAGGCAAAGGAAGAGCAACAGUCAACAGAAGAGGAAAAGCUUCUUCAAAUGAGGUUGGAGAAAGUAGAAAAUGAUGUGGAUGGGAUGGCAGAAGAAAAAUUGUUUAGAUUGAUGUUGAAACAAAAGAAAAGGAUGAACAAUGAACAACUGUCUAAAUUGGAGCCUGUAAAAAUGGAAGAGAAAAAGAUUCCUCAAAUGAGAUUGGAGGCCAAAGAAAAUGAAGAGGAUAUGCUGGAGGAAGAACAGACAUUUCGAUUGAUGUUGAAUUCAGAGAAAUGGAAGGAGGAAGUCCAAUCGUUUAAAUUGGAAUUGAAACAAAAGAAAUGGAUGGAGGAAGUCCAAUUGUUUAAAUUGCAGUUGAAACCAAAGAAAAAGAUGGAGGAAGUCCAAUUGUUUAAAAUGGGGUUGAAAAAAAAGAAGAUGACUGAGGAAGUCCAAUUGUUUAAAUUGGAGUUGAAACAGAAGAGAAGGAUGGAGGAAGAACAAGUUUUUCAAUUGAUGUUGAAGCAAAUGAAAGUGGCACCCAUGUUUUAUGCGAUUCUGGAAAGGAUGAGUGAAGAAAAACUAGUUGAAACACUUUUUCAAGUGUUAAAGAAGAAGCGAUAUUUUGUGGUCCUUGAUGAUAUUUGGCAGAAUGAAGUUUGGGAUAGCUUAAAACACGCUUUUCCAGCUAAGGGAAAGAAAGGGAGCAAAGUUUUAUUAACCACGCGGAACAAAGAGGUUGCUGCUUAUGCUGAUCCAUGGAGCUCUCCGGUGGAACCACCUCUUUUAACAAAUGAUGAGGCCUGGGAACUUCUCAGUAGGAAAGCAUUCCCAAAAGAUAUUCUCAUCAAAGAUGGCUGUCAACGAGAACAUGAGAGUUUGGGAAGGGAAAUGGUAAAAAAAUGUGGUGGCUUGCCAUUAGCCAUUGUUGUACUUGGAGGGUUAUUGGCAACAAAGAAGACAUUAAAGGAGUGGGAGGUAGUGCGGAGCAAUAUUAAUGCACAAUUCGUUCUGUGGGAACGACAUCAUCAAUACGGGGGAGUCUAUGGUAUAUUAGCUUUGAGUUAUCAUGAUUUGCCUUUUUACUUAAAACCAUUCUUUCUCUAUUUUUCCCAAUUUCCAGAAGACUGGGAGAUUCACAAGAGGAUGUUAAUUAGGAUGUGGGCUGCUGAGGGCUUUUUGUCCCGAGCUUUACUGGGAGGAAAUGAAGCAAUGGAAGAUAUGGGUGAACGAUAUUUGGAAGAGCUCGCAAAUAGGUGCAUGGUUCAAGUGAGCCAAAGGGAUUACACUGGGAUGGGCAUCAAAACAUGUCGCAUUCAUGAUCUGAUGAGAGACAUGUGUGUGCUGAUGGCAAGAAAGGAGAAUUUUCUUGGUAUUUCUGAGCACUACCAUGAGAAUAUUGUGGCACGUCGGAUAGCUGUUCAUCCUAAAAUAUCCCCAGAUUCUGAUCAAUUACAUUCCAUAACCUUGAUGCCAAGCAAUUCACGCCAUCGUUCUUUUUUCUACUUCCUCAAAGAGCAAAGGUAUGAGAUGAAAUUUGACCAUAGAAGUCUUAACUUUGAUGAAUGCAGACUGCUCAGAGUAUUGAAUCUUUGGGGUCUAAAAGUUGAAUAUAUACCGAAUGAAAUCGGCGAUCUGAUUCAUUUGAGGUAUCUUGGGUUAAGAAAUACUAAAGUAUCCAUGGAGGCAGCAUUGCCAACCUCCAUAGGUAACUUGAGGAGCUUAUGUACACUUGAUGUACGAAAUAAUCAGUCACUAAGAUUGCCUGAUGUAGUUUGGAAGUUAAAAAAUUUGAGACACUUGUUUGUAGACUUGCUUAAGAUUCUGGAGUAUUGUCGAAUGGAUACCUUAAGAAACCUAGAAACUUUGAAGUGGGCUCAUCCUGCAAGUCUUAUAAGGAAAAAUGCAAUGCACAAAUUGACUAAUCUUCGAAAUAUAGCAAUAGGUUUCAACAAAAGGGAGGAAAUUGAUUUGGUUAUGAAAUCUCCAAUUUUUUCAAAAGGUAGCCUGCAUUCUUUGAAUAUACUGGCAAGGGAAAGCUCAUUUCCAAGUUUGGAGCCACUUUCACAUUGUCAAUCCUUGAAGAAGCUAGAGUUACGUGGAGAGAUACCAGAACAUCCAAGUUCUCUCCAUCACAACUUGGAAUUUCUUCCAGUAAGCCUCAAUAAGUUAAUUUUGAGUAAUUCUGGGCUAAACCAGGAUCCCAUGAGUUUUCUACAGAAGCUGCCUAAUUUGAGCUUUUUACACUUGGAAGAUAAGUCGUACAAAGGGACAAAAAUGGGCUGUUCUGCUCAUGGUUUCCCUCAACUUGAGACUCUUAAACUUGAAGGGCUUGGAGUACAAGAAUGGAAAAUAGAGGAGGGUGCAAUGCCUUGCCUCAAGAUUUUGCACUUAGAAAAGCUGCAGGAAUUGGAGAAAAUCCCAGAAGGAAUAGAAUUCAUCACCAAACUCCGAGAACUGAAAGUCAUUAACAUGAAAAAAAAAUUUGCAAGGAAAAUUCAAGUGAUACAUGGAGUUGAAGGAGAGGAUUUUGACAAGGUGAAACACAUAUCCUCCAUCUCAGUUUCCACGACAAUCUAACACUACUCGCCUGACAUCAUCAAAGGUGGUUCAUUCUUGGGUAAACUGUGAUUCUUGGCCUCAAAGUUAUGGGAGAAGUCUUACUCAAUGGAAAGGAUAUGAUUGCAUGCAGCUCCAACUAUGGAAAGUGUUGUGUGGAUCAAGGAGAAAGGUGAUGAAUUUUCUGUUCAAAUUAUGUGGAGUAUUUGAUUUGAUGAAGGAAAUGUUCUAAACUCAAUGAAUUGUAAGUGUAUUAGAACUUGUUUCUAGGUAACUCCAUUCAAUGCUUGUGGGUCUUAUUGAGUUAUUGUGUUUGAAUAAAUUUAGAAAUUCAAAUAUGAUCUUUCAAUAUUUUCUGUAUUUGUGAGACACUAUUUAAUUAACUGUACUCCACUACUACUGGUUCAUUGGGCAA
This is a messenger RNA of Manihot esculenta (cassava), 4283 nucleotides long. Its product is annotated as putative disease resistance protein At1g50180. The transcript is spliced from 2 exons. The record is from RefSeq and is a predicted model, not a curated record. Gene Ontology annotation, molecular function: ADP binding. Gene Ontology annotation, biological process: defense response to other organism. NCBI's taxonomy places the organism in Eukaryota, Viridiplantae, Streptophyta, Magnoliopsida, Malpighiales, Euphorbiaceae. Bases 86 to 3889 code for a protein of 1267 amino acids.